Messenger RNA from Adineta steineri, 803 nucleotides. The record is from the annotation of a GenBank genome assembly. Lineage: Eukaryota; Metazoa; Rotifera; Eurotatoria; Adinetida; Adinetidae.
AUGACGACAACACCAACAACUACAUUAACAAAUGCUGAACAGAUUCGAAUAAUAAUAUUAAAUGAAGGUGAAGAUAGAAGUGAAAAUAUUUAUCGUUUAAAAAAAGGAUGGAUUCUUCAAAUAAAACUUUCAUAUAAUUUAUCAUGGAGAAAACUUCGAAUAUUUACAAAUGCUUGUCUUAAAUCAGAAGAUAAAUUUCAACGUUCAAAUUAUCAUGAAUUAAAAUGGAUUUAUCCAUCAAUGGGAAAAUAUGAUGAUUCUGAUCGUUAUGUUUGUAUUCCAUCUGUUAAAGCUGGUUCAUUUCAUUAUUAUUUUACAAUUGAUGGAUCAACAACAAUUGAAAAUUUGAAUGGUCAAGGUUUUUUUCAAAUCGAACCUGAAUUAUUAAUUAAUGAUAAUGAAAUGUUAGAACAAGAUUUUAUAACAUGUCAAUCAGUCUUAUCGAAAUCCUUAGGUCCAAUGAAUGAAUGGUUAUCACGUAUUGAAGUUGCAUAUCAUUCUGGUUAUAAUAUGAUUCAUUUUACACCAAUUCAAUUACUUUAUAAAAUCUCUAAUUCAUCAUAUGCAAUAACAGAUCAUCAUAAAUUAAAUCCAUUAUUUGAAGGUACAUAUGAAGAAUUAAAAUUAAUUAUUGAUACAAUGGCAAAACAAUGGAAAAUUUUAUCUGUAACUGAUCUUGUUUAUAAUCAUGCAGCAAAUGAUUGUGCUUUACUUCGUGAUCAUCCUGAAGCUGCUUAUAAUUUAAUAAAUUCACCACAUUUAAAACCAGCUACACUUCUUGAUUCAAUUUUAAUGCAAUUUAC